This is a messenger RNA of Nymphalis io (European peacock), 913 nucleotides long. Its product is annotated as chromatin complexes subunit BAP18-like. NCBI's taxonomy places the organism in Eukaryota, Metazoa, Arthropoda, Insecta, Lepidoptera, Nymphalidae. The transcript has 4 exons. The record is from RefSeq and is a predicted model, not a curated record. The coding region runs from base 183 to 482 and encodes 99 amino acids.
ACUAGUAAUUAAUACAGAUUUUUCAAAUAUACAAAUUUAUUUGUUUGAGUGUAUUCAAAGUUAAUUUACAAUCACAAUUCACAACCAAUAUAAUAUUUCAGUUGGUAUUUUCCAGAAGACUCCGGAAAGAAAACUUAUUAUUGUGUAUAAAAUUAAUACGUAGUUCAAAGUACGUAUUCGAAAUGAAUAAUUCUGCUGCAAAGGUGGGCGAAAUAUUUACAGAAGCUGGUGCAGCUUUUAAUAAACUAGCAGAAAUGACGAUGAUGUUGCAUCCAAUGACGGAGCAGCAAUCAAGUACACAGUCGAAAACACCUGUUAAAAGAAAAAUUCAGGAUGAACGUUUGGGAGUAAGCAAUAGUGGUUCUGGUCAGGUAACACUUAAUAUGCUAAAUGCUCCAGAGUCUGAAAUGGAUGUUGAAGGACUUGGUAAUGAUGUCAAGUUGGAGUUUGAAUCCAGCACAGAAGAAGUUACAACAACAUAAGUUAAAUAAACACAAAACAGAUUUUUUUACUUUAUUAUAAGUUGUACAUAUAAUUAUAGUAUCCAAAAUCUAUAAUUUUAGUUACAUUGAUCAAGUAUUUGAAUCAUUCUUUUAGAUGAUAACAUUGGAUUUUUCUAUUCCACGAAGAAGAAGGUGACUCAUAAAUUUUAAUAUGUGUCUUAUCACACAAAAUAUCCUCAAUUUCUUUAUCUACAUUAUCUCGAAUAUGUAGAGACUCAUAUAACUCAAAAACUUGACCAGAUCUCUUCAUUCUUCUUUGAGCAUUUUUAUAACACUUCCAUGGUUGUGGCUCUAUGAUAAUAGACUUAGAAUUUUCUUUGAGAAAUAUUAAGAAUUUUUGUAAUCCUGAAUCUCCAUUGUUAAUAUGUAUCCACAUUGUGACAGAAAAACAAAAAACUAUAUCAAACAUU